Messenger RNA from Botrytis deweyae, 570 nucleotides. RefSeq lists its product as uncharacterized. The record is from RefSeq and is a predicted model, not a curated record. The coding region runs from base 1 to 570 and encodes 189 amino acids. Lineage: Eukaryota; Fungi; Ascomycota; Leotiomycetes; Helotiales; Sclerotiniaceae. The transcript is spliced from 8 exons.
AUGGAUUCUUCUUCUUGGGGAUUGAACGAACUUCUUAUCCAGUUACUUCCUGGUAAAGUGACGAUGAGCCGAUCACUUGAUCUGCAAGAUCGGAGGAAUACUGUUAGAGUCUUGAUACAGCGUCAAGAAAAGAAACGUCAUCAUGAUGUGGCCUAUGCACAACUAGAGCUAAAUUUGAGUUUUGGCACAAGCACACCGAGAACCUAUAACGAGAGAUAUUACUACGUUCAGGAUUCAACGUCCUACGAACAGAAUUCAGCCAACGCAGCAUGCAUCACCGUGAAGCUCCUCCGGCUUUCUCGGUCGGCAAAACAAUUGGCGUUUUGGACAGCACGAUCGAUGAGAGGAGCCGAUAUGAACUCGGCACUCAAUACUCUCGCUAGAAAACAAAACAAUAUUGAUCGUCGGCUUCAAUCGCUUCGGAUCAGCAAACUAAACGUACUAUCAGUCACCUUCAUACUCACCCCGGUGCGGCUUGGCGCCGGUCUGAUACUCAGGUGGCAAGGCCGGGGUGGGCGAAUGAUUAGAAAAGGAGUUAGGUGGGAGUUUCUUCAUGGGAUUGGGCAUUGA